AUGACAUCGCCUAGAAGAACAAGCUCGAACAAGCACACCUCUGUGAACUCGAUCAGGUAUCCGCUUUCUAACAUCAGCCUGGGUUCCGUGUUGCCGUUCUCUGAAGACGUAUCAGCUAAAGCUUGUGAAACGCGCGUCGAUAUUGGGCAAGACCCCGACACCGAGAGCCGAGCCUCCAGAAAACGCCUUAACACGGGAGGUUUUACGUCCGGGGGUUCCGACUCUGAGAUGACAGACAUAGCUAUCGAUACUAACGCCGUUGUGGAUAAAACAGGGUCUAGUCCUCCUAGCAAAAAACGCAUGGUGGAUAAUUUACCGGCCGGGGCUCCGACAGUGACAUCCCCAUCAGCUUCGUCGUCGAGCAGCUCGGAUUCUGCAAAGAUGGCCACACCAUCCAACUUCGUGAUAAGCACGUCCUCCAACUACACUGACGAGUUGCAGCAACUUCCGCUUCCAUCACCCAGCGCGUCACCAAUACAGUCCGGAAACCUUGUUGAUCCCCAAAAUUUUGAGGGAGUGGAGUAUACUGAUGACCACGGCUCCAGAGUGAUUCAGACAAGAGAGGAGAGAGCAGAGAUUUUCAAGUCCGUCAAUGAAUUGAUUAGUCUGCUUCCAGUCGGAUCCUCAGAAGUGAAUUAUCUGCUCUGGUCAUUACUACAGAAAACCGAUAGAUCCACUCUUUCAUCAUUACAAGAGACCAUAAGGAACUCGCUGAGAAAAGACUUGGUUUCGCUUCUACCAUCAGAGAUCAGUAUGAAGAUAUUCGGGUAUCUUGACUACGAGUCUUUAUUGCGGACUUCUGAAAUUUGCAGAAGCUGGCUUAAGCUUUCCAUGGAGAGCUACGAUUUCUGGAAAGACCUUCUCUUCAAGGACGGGUUUAUUGCCACAACAGAUGAAUUUGAGUCAGAAUAUGACUGGGUUAAGUCGCUAAAUCCAGACAUGAACUCCUGUCAGAUUACGAAAUGGAUAUACAGACGAAGACUGGCAAUUUCCAAAAGAUGGAAAAAUCCAGAUUUCCAACCUCGCCGUAUCACGUUGCCUGGGCAGGGCCCAGACGUGAUCACAUGUUUGCAAUUUGACGACGAUAAAAUCGUCGCGGGUGAUGCUGAUCAUAGCAUCACCAUUUAUGAUAUCAAUACCGGAAAACUCAGAUCUGUCCUUUCAGGCCAUACAGGAGGUGUUUGGGCAAUGAAAUACCUGGGAAACAUAUUGGCCUCCGGAGCAACAGACAGAACAGUUCGCAUCUGGAAUAUGAAACAGGGAAAAUGCACGCAUGUUUUUCGUGGCCAUACCUCGACUGUCAGAUGCCUGGAGAUUUUGGAGCCUAAACAAAUAGGUGUCGACGACGAAGGUAAUGCUAUAAUGUUCCCUAAGGUGCCGUUGGUAGUUACUGGUUCCAGAGACUCGACUCUUUACGUCUGGAGGUUGCCUAUAACGGGAGAAGACGAAGACCUUCCGGACGAACCAAUUGAGCUUGACGAAACGUCUAACAAGUACUUGGUGAAAGUGCUGCGUGGCCACACGGGCUCCAUCCGUGCCGUUUCAGGAUCGGCCAAUAUCCUUGUGAGUGGCAGUUACGAUGCUAACGCUCGCGUGUGGGAUUUGAGAACGGGAGAAUGUAAAUGGCUCCUAUCCGGCCACACUGAAAGAAUAUACAGCUGUGUCUUGGACGUGAAGAAAAAUAGGUGCAUUUCAGGUUCCGCUGACAACACAGUAAGGAUAUGGGACCUCAAUACGGGUGAGACGGUGGCAAUCUUGGAAGGCCACCAGAAUCUGGUUGGUCUUGUCACUCUGUCUGAAAAUGCUUUGGUAUCCGCAGCUGCCGACUCUACGGUGAGAAUCUGGGAUCCAAAUACUGGUGAUAUGAAGCAUGUUUUGAGGGGACACACUUCGGCAAUCACUUGUAUUCAGCACAACGACAACAUCAUCAUAUCAGGAUCGAAUGGAAUGCUGAAGAUGUGGGACACGCAGACCGGAAAGUUUAUCAGAGAUUUGCUUGACGAUGUGGAUGGUAAUGUCUGGCAAGUGAAAUCGGAUUAUAGACGAUGCAUUGCUGCUGUUCAGAAAGAUGGGGGUACAUACAUUGAGAUCCUCGACUUUGGUCACUCCAAUGCUGAUAAUCUCAGAUUUUACCAGAACGCAGAUCAGAUUAUGUAA
Messenger RNA from Ogataea parapolymorpha DL-1, 2157 nucleotides. Its product is annotated as Cell division control protein 4. Gene Ontology annotation, molecular function: protein binding. The coding region runs from base 1 to 2157 and encodes 718 amino acids. NCBI's taxonomy places the organism in Eukaryota, Fungi, Ascomycota, Pichiomycetes, Pichiales, Pichiaceae. Gene Ontology annotation, cellular component: preribosome, large subunit precursor. The record is from RefSeq and is a predicted model, not a curated record. The transcript has a single exon.